Verticillium dahliae VdLs.17 is the source of this 423-nucleotide messenger RNA. RefSeq lists its product as uncharacterized. The transcript has 2 exons. Lineage: Eukaryota; Fungi; Ascomycota; Sordariomycetes; Glomerellales; Plectosphaerellaceae. The coding region runs from base 1 to 423 and encodes 140 amino acids. The record is from RefSeq and is a predicted model, not a curated record.
AUGCAGUCCUCCAUCCUCCUCAUCGCCUCCGCGGCUGCCCUCGCCGCGGCCACGGCGCCCACCACCAACAUCCACGCCCGCUCGCUGGCCUUCUUCCGUCGCCAGGACUCGACCCCCUCGGCCGAGUGCCUCUCCGCGGCCAUCGACAUCGUGUCCAGCAUCCCCACCCCCGCCGCCGACGUCCUCGCCUACCUCGCCACGGCGCCCGACUCGGUGACCUCCGACCCCUGCCGCAUCACCUUCCCCGCCUCGCUCUCCUCUGACGUCGAGGACUGGGUCACCUCGCUGUCGGCCUUCUCCUCCGAGUCGGCCUCCGCCCUCUCGAGCAUCAUCUCCGAGUGCGGCGGCGCCGACGCCACCGACCUCGCCGCCGGCGUCUGCGCCUCCGAGCCCGCCUUCGUCUACCGACAUGUCAUGGGAUAG